UCUGAGAAAAUGAAACGGACCAGACUGACGUGUGUUUCAGGGACACCUGAAAUACAGAGCAGUUUCCACCGGCUGUGUGAAUUCCUGCUUCCUUUUUCUUGCUGUUGAAGAGCUCUGGGGAAACUGUGUGUGUGUGUGUGGGGGGGGGUGCAUAGCCUCUCCAUCCCCCACACAAAUGUGAUCUAACUUUCCACUGGCUGUGACCUGCCCUCCUCCCACUGUACUUAUCAACUGUUGGAUGUUUUUCACUAAAAGAAAACAAAUUGAGGAAUGUGUUUCCCUGCAUACUAAUGAAAUGGCCGAGCCAACCCAGGGGUGAAGAGAAGGCUUUCGGACCAAGCAAAAUAAUGAUUUUCAGUGUCUGACCUCCUGGCACCACCGGCUAUUUAUCGGGAGUCGCAUGUGACUGGCUAAGACGCCGAGCCGGGACUGCAAGGAAACAGCUGCUGCUGGUGUACUCGCUCCUUGGCAGCUGGACAGGCAGCACACAGUGAAAAGCCGCCCCAGUUUUCCGAAUUAUUUAUAGUUCAAGCUGAACAAACCAGCUCUGUGCAUUUUUCCCUUAAUCCAAUCCCAACAAUGAUAACUACCUUGAAAAUUCCUUCACGCCUGGAAAUCUUCUUAUAUGAAAACAACAGAGUUUUCUUGCCCUGUAACUAAGAACAGAGGCCAGGACUGGGCAGGAAAAUCACUGGCUCGCUCUGCUGUGGAGAUGACCUGUCUGGUGCUGAGAAUGUCGGCGGGCUUCUGACCGCAGGUCCGCAGCCAUGGGGUCCAGCAGCCUUGGGAAAGCAGCCACGCUAGACGAACUGCUGAGCACCUGCAUUGAGAUGUUCGAUGACAAUGGAGACUUGGAUAAUAGUUAUUUGCCAAGAAUUGUCCUACUGAUGCACCGAUGGUAUUUAUCUUCCACUGAAUUGGCAGAAAAACUUCUCUGCAUGUAUCAAAAUGCCAGUGGAGAUAGCUGCAACGAGUUUCGACUGAAGAUCUGCUAUUUCAUAAGGUACUGGAUUCUGAAGUUUCCUGCGGAGUUUAAUUUGGAUCUUGGUUUGAUUCACAUGAUUGAGGAAUUCCGGGAAGUAGCUAGUCAACUGGGACAUGAAGCACAUGCCAGCCUCAUCGACAUAUCCAGCAUUCCUUCUUAUGAUUGGAUGAGAAGAGUCACUCAGAGGAAGAAAGUAUCCAAGAAAGGCAAGGCCUGUCUGCUGUUUGAUCAUCUGGAGCCCAUUGAAUUGGCAGAGCACCUCACUUUUCUGGAGCAUAAAUCUUUUAGGAGAAUCUCAUUCACCGAUUACCAAAGCUAUGUUAUCCAUGGUUGCUUGGAGAAUAACCCAACCUUGGAGAGAUCGAUUGCCUUAUUUAAUGGAAUCUCUAAGUGGGUCCAGUUGAUGGUUCUUAGCAAACCAACCCCCCAGCAAAGGGCAGAAGUCAUCACAAAGUUUAUCAAUGUUGCAAAGAAGCUCCUUCAGCUCAAAAAUUUUAACACCUUGAUGGCGGUGGUGGGAGGCCUUAGUCACAGUUCCAUUUCACGCCUCAAAGAGACCCAUUCCCACCUUUCUUCAGAGGUUACAAAGAACUGGAAUGAAAUGACAGAGUUGGUCUCCUCCAAUGGCAAUUAUUGCAGUUACCGCAAGGCCUUUGCUGACUGUGAUGGUUUCAAAAUCCCCAUCCUUGGAGUACACUUGAAAGACUUGAUAGCGGUCCAUGUCAUUUUCCCAGACUGGAUGGAGGAGAACAAAGUGAACAUUGUGAAAAUGCACCAGCUCUCCGUUACCCUGAGUGAACUGGUCUCCCUGCAGAACGCCUCUCACCACUUAGAGCCCAACAUGGAUUUGAUCAACCUGCUCACCCUGUCUCUGGACCUCUAUCACACGGAAGAUGAUAUUUAUAAACUGUCACUGGUGCUGGAGCCUAGAAAUUCUAAAUCGCAGCCUACCUCUCCUACAACACCCACCAAGCCUGUGGUGCCCCUGGACUGGGCAUCUGGGGUGAUGCCAAAGCCAGACCCUACAGUCAUUAACAAGCACAUAAGGAAACUAGUUGAGUCUGUGUUUAGAAACUACGAUCAUGACCACGAUGGGUACAUCUCUCAAGAGGACUUUGAAAGUAUAGCUGCCAAUUUUCCCUUCCUGGAUUCCUUCUGUGUGCUAGACAAAGAUCAGGAUGGCUUGAUCAGUAAAGAUGAAAUGAUGGCCUACUUCCUGAGAGCUAAAUCCCAGCUGCACUGUAAAAUGGGACCAGGAUUUGUGCACAACUUUCAGGAGAUGACCUAUCUCAAGCCAACCUUCUGUGAGCACUGUGCUGGAUUUCUUUGGGGCAUCAUCAAACAAGGAUAUAAGUGCAAAGACUGCGGAGCCAACUGUCAUAAACAGUGCAAAGAUCUCCUGGUUCUGGCCUGCAGGAGGUUUGCCCGAGCACCCUCAUUGGGCAGCAGUCAAGGAUCACUGCCUGGAAGCCCCUCGCUGCCCCCAGCACAGGACGAGGUGUUUGAGUUUCCCGGGGACGGUGCUGGACCCCGGGAUCUGGAUAGCAGAGCCAUCACUCUGGUCACCGGCUCUUCCCGCAAGAUCUCUGUGAGGCUACAGCGGGCCACCACCAGCCAGGCCACCCAGACUGAACCUGUCUGGUCCGAGGCUGGCUGGGGAGACUCAGGGUCACAUACCUUCCCCAAGAUGAAAUCCAAGUUCCACGACAAAGCAGCAAAGGACAAAGGCUUUGCCAAGUGGGAAAAUGAGAAGCCCAGGGUGCAAGCCGGAGUGGACGUUGUAGACCGGGGCACCAACUUCGAACCUGACCAGGAUGAAGGCCCAGAGGAGACCAGACAGGAUGGUGAGGAUGGCUGACUUCAAGCUGGGGAAACUGAGGCAAUCAUGCUGGCAAGAUGAGAAACUCUGGAGAACACGCCCAUCUCAGGAAGUUAUCUGGAAAGACACCCGCACAUUUUCUGCCAUGGGACACUGUGGGAUCGCCAUGGUUGGGCGAUGGACAGAGGAUUUAUCCUAAUAAUGAACUAUUUAUUCAAGGUUCCUCCCUGCCCCAGUUAGGUGCCACACAGACUGUGCUACAUAGCUAAUUGUUUUCUCACUAUAUUUCUCUAGAGCCAUUUAUAUACGGGUGAAAUGAAAGCUUCUCUGCUCACACUUGAUACUCUCAAAACUCAGCCUUUGCUUUUCUGUGAGCGUAUUUUAAUUCUGCGUACCUUUCGGGUGGGACCAGUACUCAAUAUCUUCUUGAAGGGCCAGGAAGCAUCUCAGGCUUGGAAUCCCGGAGUUGUUCUAGUGAAGAUCAUCUACGAGAAGCUGUGUAUGUGUUCCUGCCUGGCACUCCCUACGAUGUACAGCAAGCCACACGUAUUUGUCUUCGAAGACUUAGCAAUUCUGCAUCACUAAGGGCUAUGAUGUAGCUCUGAAUGUGUGCCUAAUGCUUAUAAUAGCCCUGGGGGACAAAUGAGCACGUGUCCCAGCUAGCUGUAUGCUCUUCCUUUAGUCCUGAAAUAGGAACAGCGAUUGAGAAAUCCAUUUGUUUUGGGGAAUAUAACUUAGUAGAAAAGUCACUGAACAAACGCUAGGUAAAAUGCAAAACCAUGCCCAAUUUUUAAAGUUCAGAGUAUUUCUAAAUUUUGUUUAAAAGAUCUUUUUGGUUCAAAUGAUAACCCUUGUACUCUUCCUAAUAAACUGCCACCCAUAAUUAAAGACUGUUAAUUAAAAAGAAAGCCAUCAUAAAUGAUCUUGAAUAUUCCACUUAUACUUUUUAAAAAUAUUAGUAAUUUAAGUAUUUUCCUUUGACCCAAAAUGUCUAGAUGUGGAUCUAUUUCUUAAAUAAUGAGACAGAGAGAGAGAGAGACAGACAGACAGAGAACUUGAUUCAAGGUGUUCACAAUGGAAGCCAGGUGCUGGUUGUACACACCUGUACUUCCCAGCACUUGAGAGGAUGAGGCAGGAGGACUGCCCCAAGUUCAAGGCUACCCUAGGCUACAUUAAGAAAAAAACCUUAUUUCACUAAGAAAAAAAAAGCUGUUCAAAACAGAGAUGGAAUCGAGACCGUGAGUGAGUUGGAUGACUGCUACAAGAGACCACGCAGAAACUGUUCCACAGACGUCCUUCAUCCCCACGUCAGAAGGCCACUUUUUGUACAUGGUCCACGCAGAACUGACUGUACUUGUGGAAGUUGCCCUUCUCUUCUCUUCCCUGCGGACAUCUGAGGCAGAUCUGCAGAGCCAGCCUUCUGAGUGCUGGUUCUGGACAGGGUCAGUGUGAAAGGCACAAAGACGGACGUGACUGGUCUCGGCCUCAAGGACUGAAAGCCGAGGACACCCAGGCUAGCUGGCUCCUGUGGUGUCAGUCUGCUGGGAUAGGUAGGCUACAGUCACCUCUGUAAACAGCACCAGGGCAAACUGCCACUCUGAGAUGAAGUAACUGUUAACAAAACUAAAACCAAAAUGGUAACUUGAGCACAGGGAAUGCUUAGUUGUGUUUUUUUUUUUUUUUUUAUUUUAUUUUAGAAAAAGGAAGUAAUUUCAGGAAGAAACCUGUUAAGAAUAAAUGUGGUAGGACUGUUCUUUUUCUUCUCAGAGGAAUUACUUCACUUCACACUUAAUUUGGAUACUUGUGUGUUUUUGUAUCUAGGAAGAAGUUUCAUAUUGUCAAUCUUCCUAUUACAAAGAUACUAAAUGUACCCUGUACAAAAAAUAAAAAGAAACCAAAUGUAUGUA
Octodon degus (degu) is the source of this 4711-nucleotide messenger RNA. RefSeq names its product RAS guanyl releasing protein 3 (gene Rasgrp3). Gene Ontology annotation, biological process: Ras protein signal transduction; positive regulation of GTPase activity. Gene Ontology annotation, molecular function: calcium ion binding; guanyl-nucleotide exchange factor activity. The coding region runs from base 768 to 2843 and encodes 691 amino acids. Gene Ontology annotation, cellular component: plasma membrane. The record is from RefSeq and is a predicted model, not a curated record. Lineage: Eukaryota; Metazoa; Chordata; Mammalia; Rodentia; Octodontidae. The transcript is spliced from 18 exons.